Messenger RNA from Venturia canescens, 3982 nucleotides. RefSeq names its product RNA-binding protein MEX3B. NCBI's taxonomy places the organism in Eukaryota, Metazoa, Arthropoda, Insecta, Hymenoptera, Ichneumonidae. The transcript is spliced from 2 exons. Gene Ontology annotation, molecular function: RNA binding. The coding region runs from base 1593 to 2891 and encodes 432 amino acids. The record is from RefSeq and is a predicted model, not a curated record.
CCCUCCGACGAACAGUUUCCCGUCGUCGUCAGUCGGCAGUGGCACUUCGAGCGCAGGCAAGAGAGGGUAGUGAUCUCGCACGCGCCUUACUCCUCGUUUACAAGAGUACGUCGUACAAAUUUAACAAGCAAAUACUAAAAAAACUGAGAAAUAUAAUAACAAAAUAAUAUAAGGAAAUUCAAGAAGAAAAGGAAUUAAACAAUCGAUAUUAUUAUUGUUAUUAUUUUUUGAAUAAUCGAGGAUACCGAACGAUACUGUUAAAUUUUCGACGAGAAUUCAAUCCCAAGACGCCGGUCAACGAAACGAACCCACGAAAUUUGAAGUUCGACCAUACACACGAAAACGCGUCUUUUUUCUCCUCGAAUACAAAAAUUUUUGCAUUUUUUUCGAAUCUCAGGUGUUUUUUGUUGAAACUCACGAGAUAUUCCUUCUUCGUCACAAAUUGUGGGAGUGUUUUAUUUAAUAAAGUGUCAAGUUUUCGAUCCACAAAGGGAUAAAACGAUUCGGGGAUACUCGAUAUAUAUUUUACGAAGAAUUUUCAACUUUUAACGGAGUUGUUCAAACACGAACGAUUCUCGAAAAAGUAACGAGCCAAUUUUUCUCGAACGAAAAAAAAAAAAAAAAAAAAACAAAUAAAUCGGCAUAAUAUCGAUUUGAAAUAUAUGACGAAAGUUCGUUAAUUCGUCUUGACGUUUAAAAGUUGGAAGAUUAAAAGAAAUUGAGUUUUUUCAACGAAACUACGAUCUUCAUCGGCAAUCCAUAAGACCUUGAAAUUUUCUCCGUAAAACGAGAGUUAUUGGAAAACCAAGCUUAAGUUUUUCCACACGAAAUUAUAUUUUCUAUACUCGUGCUAUUCGCGCGCGUCUUUUCUCUCUCUUUCUCGCCUUUACCCCCACCACCUAACGGCAGCAGCGGGCAGCGGGAGAGAGCUUUGUCCCCGGCAAGUGCGUGAGAAUCGUACACACAGUCGCUCGCGUCGAGCCGGCAAACGAACAUCUCUUUUUCUUUCGCUCUUACCGGAAGUCUAGAACGAACGAGAACACGCAGAGAUAAAUAAAACAAAAAAAUAACAGUUCUGAUUAAAAGAUAUUUGAUUUACUGUUCGCAUUGAGCUUCGUUCGUCCAAGCCGCGCGUUUCAGAGUGAACUAAAUUGAAAAAACACAUCGCGAAAAACCACGUGAUCUUAUUACAACGCCCGUACAAAACUUCCGAUCUUCCAAAAAAAAAAAAAUAAAACUUCGACGCUAACCCGUCGAAGAUUAAGUGUAAUUUCGCGUAUUGUGUAACGAUAUUCCGCGAACGUAAAACAUACGAAAAAACAAAAACAACCAUAAAACGAAUAAAUACAAAAAAUAACCAAAUCGUUUUCUCGUACAAUCGAGUUUUGAGGAUAUCGUGGUUUUGUACGAAACAAUAAAGUGUGAAGAAUUUUCAUAAGGAAAAAAAAAUCAUUUCAUUGUUCGAAGAUUUAUAAAAUUUCGAUCGAUCUGAGAACCGAGUGUGAUCUAAAAAUCAAUUCUUACAAUCAGUGUCGGGUGAAAUUUUUUCAAUAAAUCAAUAAAACCAAGCACGUCUAAGGAAAAUCACUGAAAUGCCGACGAGUUUGUUCAGCGAAAUGGAUCGUGGGGUUAACUCAGGUGGUUCGGGUUCUCUCGAGGAACAACGAGCUUUGCAGCUCGCCUUCGAGCUCUCGAUGUUAGGACUCGAGGGUAAUCCCGGUUGCCCCGUUAAUGGCAGUGGCCCUGGCAACAACGUUAUUAACAACGACAACGAUCCUUUGCAAUCGUCACCAAGCAACGUUUUCGAAGAGGCACGAUCCAAGAAGAGCCAGAAUAUGACCGAGUGUGUUCCUGUACCGAGCAGCGAACACGUGGCUGAGAUCGUUGGCCGACAAGGCUGCAAGAUCAAGGCACUCCGAGCGAAAACCAACACUUACAUCAAGACACCGGUACGCGGCGAGGAGCCAGUAUUCGUAGUGACUGGAAGGAAGGAAGACGUGGCGCGUGCCAAGCGCGAGAUACUCUCAGCGGCUGAGCACUUUUCGCAGAUAAGGGCAUCGCGGAAGAGCUCGUUGGGGGCACUUUUGGGUACGCCACCGGGACCACCGGCAUCGGUACCAGGCCACGUUACGAUUCAGGUACGAGUACCAUACAGAGUCGUAGGAUUGGUUGUCGGUCCGAAAGGCGCUACGAUCAAGAGAAUCCAGCAUCAGACUCACACUUACAUCGUAACGCCCUCGAGGGACAAGGAGCCGGUGUUCGAGGUAACCGGUUUGCCGGAAAGCGUCGAGGCAGCGAGACGAGAAAUCGAGGCUCAUAUCGCACUGAGAACCGGCACCGGGCCCGGCCUCGAGGAAGCUGAUCUUCUCGGGGCUCUCUGUCGCGGUGGACUCGGCAGUAUCCUCGGUUGUCUCGAUCCCCCCGGCUCGAACGGAUCGAACGGCUCCAGCGGCGCCUUCUCCAGUUCCGGUAGCUGCAGCUCAUCCUCGAGCUCUUCCGGUGCACCCGGACUCAACGACCUCGUGGCCAUUUGGGGCGCUGGCCUCGAGAGGGACGAGGGACUCGGCGAAUCACCUUCCUUCGAGUCCCGCAUCGAAGCACCGUCGGCGUCAUCCAUUUGGUCGUUUCCCGGUGUUGCGUUACCGUCGAGACCGUCGCCUCCCGCUUCGGCCAGCCCAGCAUCACCGACCGAUUCACUCCUAGGCGGCAGCAGCGCCGGCGGACGUCGCGAAUGCGUCGUUUGCGGCGACAAAGAAGUCACAGCUGCUCUCGUGCCCUGCGGACACAAUCUCUUUUGUCUCGACUGCGGUAACCGCGUUUGCGAAAGCUCCGACCCCAGCUGUCCCGUAUGCGCGAGGCCCGUCCUCCAGGCGCUUCGUAUACUCUCUUAAACGGCUGAAACGAACAAACAGAUAUGCACACACACACACACACACACACACACACACACACACACACACGAACACACGGACACACAGUUUACGAGUUACAAUAACCUUUUCGCCGCCAGCCAGUCUCACGAACAACACUCGAUCAGUUGUUCGACGAAAAUUAACAUGAGGCUUUCGAACUACCAGCUUUUCAAAUAUCUCGAUCGAGGGCUUAACCCGAUUGCUCCGAGCAAGAGGGACCAAGAGUUUUCCACUCCUCCGACAAGCCUGGGGAAGCCUGGGACUCCCAUUUUUCCUCAUUUUUAUCCGGAUAAUUGCAACAUCCUCGGCAAACGAACCGAAGAUCAACAAAUUACGAAUAAUCCAGGGUGGAAAAGUCUUCUUCCUCCUGCCCCGAGCUCGAUCGAACAACGUAAACAAAUUUAAAACAAUGAGAGAAAAAAUAACAUGCGAAAAAAAAGGAUACGACACUAUUUAAGAUUGACGAAGAAGCGCGGAAAAUCCUCUGGGAUUUUCCGUUUUCUUUUUUCAAUUUUUUUUUGUUUUUUUUUUUGUUUUUUUUUCCUUCUUUUUUUCUCUUUUUCAUUCUGCAAGAGGAGAAACGAACUUCGAGGGACCCUUAGAGUCUGGGAAGACGCGCACAACUUUUCAAUUCCACAUGCUCGCUGCCAAUAAACCUUAAACAAGACGAGAUACAAAAUGAGGAGGGGGAGGGGAGGAAACAAAAAGAGAGAGAAAAAAAGAAACAUGAAGUGAAAGAAAAACUGUUCGUGGGGCGAACAGUGAAGCUACCCGAGGAUUAAUUAACGAUAAUGUAUAAUUAGAUGUCACGAAGGAGGAAAACAAAAUAACAAAUACGCGUUUAACUUCGCUCGCUCAUUCCCGCGCCAACCGGAUACAACGAAUCGAUUUUUAAUGAAAAGAAAAAAAAUACAAAAAAAAAUCCAAAAAAAAAAAAAUCAGCAGACACAAAACCAAAAGACGAAAGACAUGUAUUGCAGUUUGCUCGUUUUUUUUAUCGUCUUCGACCUGUCUUUUUUUUUUUUAAGGCUCGCGUCAGAGGCGCUUAAUUUUGAAUGCCCGAAAGGCAU